GCCGAGAUGCCGGGCUGCACUUGUCUGGGCUGCGCAGCGAUGCAGGGCAACCUCGGUGCGACCGAGCUCCUCCUCUCCCGAGGCGCCGACACGAACGCGCGCAACGCACACGGCCGAACGCCGCUCAUGCUCGCCGCCUCCGUCGGGAACGAGUCCAUCGUCGCCGCGCUGCUGCGUGGCGGCGCCGAUCCGGGGGCGACGGACAGUUACGGCGGUAACGCCGCCACAGUCGCCGCAUCACACGGGCACCGGGCACUAGCAGACAGCCUG
Messenger RNA from Emiliania huxleyi CCMP1516, 270 nucleotides. RefSeq lists its product as hypothetical. The transcript has a single exon. Lineage: Eukaryota; Haptophyta; Isochrysidales; Noelaerhabdaceae. The annotation marks the transcript as partial. The record is from RefSeq and is a predicted model, not a curated record. Gene Ontology annotation, molecular function: protein binding.